AUGUCUGGGGGGGAGGCGCUGGAACCCGAAGGUGCUGGGGCAUGCCAGGGGGAAGUCCCUUCCCUUAAAGAAAUCGAGCAGCUCCUCAACACCGGGAGGCCCUCUUGCAACCACGUUGAUGAAGUGUGGCCUAAUCUCUUCUUGGGAGACCUAGUAACAGCUCAUGACAGAUUUGUUCUGUGGAAGAUGGGUGUGACCCACGUGUUAAAUGCUGCCCAUGGCACCGUGUACAGCCACGGAGGCCAGGACUUCUACGGAGCAACCAUCGAUUAUUACGGUGUCCCAGCCCAUGACCUGCCAAGCUUUGAUAUAAGCCAGUUCUUUUUCUCUGCGGCACAGUUCAUCCACAAAGCCUUGAGCACACCAGGAGCUAAAAUUUUGGUGCAUUGUGCAGUUGGAGUGAGCAGGUCAGCUGCCCUAGUCCUAGCAUAUCUCAUGAUAAAUCACCAUCUCCCGUUGGUUGAAGCCAUCAAAGCAGUGAAAGAACAUCGAUGGAUUUGGCCCAAUCGCGGCUUUCUGAAACACCUGCGAAAUCUGGAUGUCCAGCUGCGGCAAAAGAAGGACUGCUGA
Molecule: messenger RNA, 570 nt
Organism: Colius striatus (speckled mousebird)
Lineage: Eukaryota; Metazoa; Chordata; Aves; Coliiformes; Coliidae
Gene: DUSP13A
Product: dual specificity phosphatase 13A
Exons: 3
Coding region: 1-570 (189 amino acids)
Biological process (GO): protein dephosphorylation; negative regulation of MAPK cascade
Cellular component (GO): cytoplasm
Molecular function (GO): protein tyrosine/serine/threonine phosphatase activity; MAP kinase phosphatase activity
Source: RefSeq, a predicted model, not a curated record